AUGGCGGAGAGUGAGAGCUUAGAAGCUCUUGAAGUACAAAAUAAUGAACAGAAACGACAAGGAAAUGAACAGAACGACGGUAAUUUAGUAGAAGAAGAGGAAUUAGAAGGUGAUUAUAAUGACGAUGAGGAAGAGGAUGAGGAAGAGGAGGAGGAGAGUCAACUCAGUGAGUUGCAGCAACAUGCCGAGUUACCGAGUUCGCAGAUGGAAGAGGAGGUGAGGGAGGAGCAAGUGAAAACCCUAACGGUGGUGCCGUCUUCUUCCACGGCGAUAUUAUCGAAGGAGAAUGAUCAGUAUGCAGAUGAUCUGGCAGGUUUGAAAGGAAAUUCAGCAUUGGAAACGCACGUGGAAGCUGAAUUCAAGGAUCAAGUAGGUUUGUCACACCAGGAAGUUUUGGUAAGCGUAACACCCCAGAGUAGUAAAGCCCAGACACAAAAUCAGCUUCAGCCUUCUGUAUGUCCAACUUCCUUGUCAGAACUGUCACCAACUUCUGUUACACAACCUAUAUCGUCUGCUCCAAGUCCAACUCCACCAGAAAAAAGAUUGUCUUCCCCAGAGGUUAAGAAUGUAUGUAUACCAGAAGCAGGGCACCAAAGUUCUGCCAAGCUGAAGACUCUCAAUGUUCCUGUAGCGAGGACAUCUAUUCCAGAUGGAUACAACUGGCGGAAAUAUGGUCAGAAGCAAGUGAAGAGUCCUAAAGGUUCUCGAAGUUAUUACAAGUGCACAUAUUCUGACUGUUUUGCUAAAAAGAUCGAAUGUUCUGAUCACUCAGGCCAUGUUAUAGAGAUCGUUAAUAAAGGAAUGCACAGUCAUGAUCCACCUCGAAAGAAUAACAGCACAGGGGAAAGUAGGGGUGGAUUAUCUGUUGGGCCUAUUUUGCAGACUACUGUAAAUGAGCAUACUGUCAGAAUGCUCAAGGAUUCAGAACCAGCCACAUUGUCAAUAGAACCUGUACAAGAAACACCCACAAUUUCUGAAAGAAAACGACAGAGUUCAAGUAGCUCGGAUGAGAACAAGGAAACUCAAAUUAAAGAGGAGGAUGUCAGUGAACCUGAGCCAAAACGAAGGCAAGCUAUCCCAUUGAUUUGGCAGUGUUGGAGAUUUAAUGUUUUUUGCUCAUUUCUAACCAGAUUGAAGAAGGGAAACUUAGAGUGUCCAAAAGCUGUCCUAAAACCCGGGAAAAAACCUAAAUUUGUCGUGCAUGCAGCAGGUGAUGUGGGUAUCUCAGGUGAUGGAUAUAGAUGGCGCAAGUAUGGACAGAAGAUGGUGAAGGGAAAUCCUCAUCCCAGAAACCCCACCCAGAUGGCUUCACUGAUUGAUAUGGAUGACAGUGCAGUGAUUGCCUCUUUGUUUUUGAACUAUUAUAGAUGCACUUCUGCUGGAUGUCCUGUCCGAAAGCACAUUGAAACAGCAGUAGAUAACACAAAUGCUGUCAUUAUAACAUAUAAGGGAGUACAUGACCAUGACAUGCCUGUACCAAAGAAGCGACACGGCCCACCAAGUGCUCCCCUUGUUGCUGCCGCCGCUCCUGCUUCCAUGAGCAACUUGCCGAUUAAGAAAACUGAUAAAUUGCAAAAGCAAGUUACUUCAACCCAGUGGUCGGUGGGCAAGGAAGGCGAAUUAACUGGCGAAGCCCUUGAUCUUGGGGGUGAGAAAGAGAAGGCAAUAGAAUCCGCUCGGACUCUUCUGAGCAUUGGAUUUGAAAUCAAACCUUGCUGA
Dovyalis caffra is the source of this 1719-nucleotide messenger RNA. The record is from the annotation of a GenBank genome assembly. Lineage: Eukaryota; Viridiplantae; Streptophyta; Magnoliopsida; Malpighiales; Salicaceae.